UCAUGACUUUUCUGUAACACUGGUUGUGUUGGCGCUCCUCAGCUUACUCUCUACAAUCGAGACUAAGUUAGUCAGAAACCUUGCGAUAUGCAUAUUAACAGUAAGGAACCCAUGUCAUUGGUUCAACCUCUCUGUACCCUUUAGUCAUCUCAGCAGGAGCAAUGUGACACCUUCAAGGCGCAGGAGGCAUAUGACAGGGCGAGAACAAGGUGGGUGUGAGCAGACCAGCCACGGUCACUCUGAUAGUUCGGACAGGGGAAGUAUUCUCAAGCUACAACCACUGGACGUCUCACGGUAACACAGCGGUGACCAUCGCUGAGUGAAACACGGCGGCGGCUAUUUCAUUUUUGCAGAUGUGAUCCAGUGACAAUCACUGCACAACAAGAGAAAAAUAGCAAUGACAAACACUGGGAAACCUGCUAUACAAGAUCAGAGAAGAGUGAAACUCAACUCAAUUUUCUGCAGCUGCAAGGAAACCCAGCAAAGCAUCUGUUAUGUGGUUUGGUUUAUUGUUUAGCUGUGGCUUAACUACUGUGCACUGAAGCUACUUGCAGUCCGGAGAAGCAGUCCCUUCUGGAUUGAAGAAUUUCAUGGUUGGGUUUCACAGCCAGCUGUCACUUCCUUCAUGUUAUACAGUAAACUCUGCGUGUGGAUGCCGAACACUAGCAGCUAACACCAAUGGACUUAAACUAUCUUUACUACACAGCCAGCAUCUUUGGAUUUCUGGAUCUGGAUUAGUCUUCCCUCAAUGCGCCAAUGGAUCCACUCUCAAACUUUGAAAAGUAUUGUUUGGUUUGUAUAGAUUGAUUGAUUCCAACCAGACUUUUGGAUUACUCAAAAUGCUGAAUUGUUAACUGCAUUCUUUACAGGAUUACAGAUUUAUCACAUUAAACAGUGGAUGCUAUUUAGUCUGAAGUGGAUAAUCUACACAAAUACGCUGCUGCAUUCAGAGCCAGCAGCAGUCUUUCAUAUAGAAAUCUUAAGUUACAUUUAGAUCUGGUCAGAGGUUUGGUCCUGGGUCCAGAUGUUCCUCAACACGAUGCUCGUGGUCCUGACGGACCUGGUGGCCCGGGUCAUGGGUAACACUGUGUUCCGGAAGCACUUCCACCUGCUGCUGUCAGUAAUGGUGAUGUUCGGCCCUGCACUGAGCCUCUGGGUCUCCCAGCACAGCGUCUUUGCCAAGAGAAGCCACUUCCUCUACAGGAUGUUCUUGCGCUCUGGUUGGGGCUGGACCUGCAUCUUUGUCGGCUCCUUCGUCUUCCUCCUCUCCUUCUCCAUCCGUCGCUCUCUCUCUCUCUCCAUCCGUCACCUCUCCCGGCUCGUGGUGGCUGGCGGAUUGUGGUUCAGUUUCUGUAAACUCCUGGACCUUCUGGAGAACACCACCGGAAGCUGCUACGAACCUUUACUCACCGGCCCAGAGGUCGCCAACGGGCAGCCUCUGUUGGUGUUGCGAGAAGGGGAGAGUAAGUCUGUGUGCCUCAGAGCUGGGAUGCUGUGGAGGGGGUAUGAAGUUUCAGAAGAUGUGUUCCUCCUCUGUCUCUGCUGCUUGCUGUUGGCUGAGGAAACAGCCGUGUUCGGCCCUUAUCUGAGCCUGGGUGGGAUCUCAGGUGCCCCACUGAGGAUCCUCUUCCUGUUCUGUGUUCUGCUGCUCUGGCUCUGGAUCUUUCUGCUGCUCUGUCUCUUAGCGUACUUCCCUCAGUUCCCCACUCAGCUGCUAGGAGGCGCUCUGGGGUGUCUGAGCUGGAGGGGACUGUACCAGGGUUGGUAUCGCCGGGGGCCCAGCUGGUACUGCCCCGGGAGGCCUGGACUGGGACUGCUCAACACCAAGACCAGCAGUGCUGAAGCAGAGGACGCACAAGUGAACCAUGACCACUGCAAUUAACUGAAUAAAACAUACAUAUGUUUUAACUCUGAGACAAAGAUGAUUUAAAUCAUGAGCUCUAGGUGGUUGUUUGGAGAUGACCUGUCCAUUUGCGUUUGUUGUCUUCUUUUAACAGUAGAAAAUCCUGUUGAAACUUGGAACAAACAAAUGGACAAAGUGGGCAUUAAAAAAUGUAUCUGUAUAACUCUAUAUGUAUCAAAUGUGCCAAGGAAGCAAAUACAUGCUCUAGUUAUUCAAAGGCUUGUUUCCUGUGACAUCAUAACAGGGGGUCAAAGUAGAUGACAGGAGACUCUCCACAGGACAGGAAUUCAGAACGAGGGGCAGUUGCCAUUUAGAUUCAGGCUGGAAAUGUUUGAGAAACUCAGAUUUACCUGGAACACAGCUUGUUCGCAAUGCGGAAAGAAAAAGGACUCACUGAAAUGUUUUGAUGGAAAUUUGACUUGAAAAUCCAAUAAAUGGAGAACUUGUGUAAUCAAAGACUCCAAUUCUGUAAAGCCUGUUGACAAGAUGGUGGACAGAUGCUAUGAAACAGCCGUGAGUUUCUCUAUCAGUGUCUUAUUUUGCACGAGUAACAUGUUUGAUAAACAACAAAAACUGUCUCAAAGCACCUGAACAGAGAAGUAAACACAUGUUCUCUAUUGUUCAGAUG
Molecule: messenger RNA, 2531 nt
Organism: Cottoperca gobio
Lineage: Eukaryota; Metazoa; Chordata; Actinopteri; Perciformes; Bovichtidae
Gene: fitm1l
Product: fat storage inducing transmembrane protein 1, like
Exons: 2
Coding region: 1025-1882 (285 amino acids)
Biological process (GO): lipid storage; phospholipid biosynthetic process; lipid droplet organization
Cellular component (GO): endoplasmic reticulum membrane
Molecular function (GO): coenzyme A diphosphatase activity
Source: RefSeq, a predicted model, not a curated record